Messenger RNA from Nicotiana attenuata, 820 nucleotides. RefSeq lists its product as uncharacterized. NCBI's taxonomy places the organism in Eukaryota, Viridiplantae, Streptophyta, Magnoliopsida, Solanales, Solanaceae. The transcript has a single exon. The record is from RefSeq and is a predicted model, not a curated record. Bases 165 to 527 code for a protein of 120 amino acids.
CAAAAAGAAGAGAAGGGUAAUUAAACACCAAACAAAAAGCACAAAUAACAAAAGCUAAAAAAAGAGUAGUAGGGUAAGCAACACCAUACCAAAAGCUGCUCACUCACAUUCAUUCAUUCAUUCACUGUCUACUUCUUUCUUUCCUCUUAUUCAACAAUAACACAAUGAUAGAAGAACACCAACGCCGUGGACCACCGCACGGCGUUCUCUUAGCAGUGGUGAUAGUAGCAGUCAUGUUAGUACCAACACUGCUCGGAGAAAAUGGUGAAGCCAUUACUGACUUCAUCUCCGACCUUCUUACCCCGGUUGGUCUUCUCCUCCUGCCCAUUAUUCUUCUCCUUACUAUACAGUUCCUUUCCUCUGACAGUGGUUCAUUCAUCUCUAGCAUUUUCUCUACCGGUGAACCUAACUCUAUCCACCGUGUUAGUGGCUCCCCCGUUGGCGUUGCGUUCUUUCUUGCCCUCAUAUUGUUCCUUCUCUACAACCGUGUUUCCAUCUUCGGCGGCGAUGAUGAUUCCGGCGACUGAAGUUAAUAGUAACGCCGUGUUUGGUUAGAUCUAUAUUGUUAGUCAUUUCUUUCGUUGUGGUUGUCCCUUUUUCUUUUUUUUGGUUUUUGAUUUUGUUUUUUGACGUUUACUUUUGAUGUUUUUUGCGUAAAUAGUAUAGGGUAAACUAUUGUACGGACGUAGUAAACAUUGUCGACAAGCCCAUGGCAUGUACGGAAAAGUAUGAAACUGCAUGUAAGUUUCCCGAAAUGCCACUAGUGAGAUUGAUUGAUGUAUACGAGUAAGUUUCUAUUGGAUUGAUCGAACAUUCAACA